Molecule: messenger RNA, 1498 nt
Organism: Pongo pygmaeus (Bornean orangutan)
Lineage: Eukaryota; Metazoa; Chordata; Mammalia; Primates; Hominidae
Gene: TLE7
Product: TLE family member 7
Exons: 9
Coding region: 176-1216 (346 amino acids)
Biological process (GO): negative regulation of canonical Wnt signaling pathway; regulation of DNA-templated transcription
Cellular component (GO): transcription regulator complex; nucleus
Molecular function (GO): protein binding; transcription corepressor activity
Source: RefSeq, a predicted model, not a curated record
AGGAAGCCUUCCCGACUGCCCUGCGGCACCGAGCCUCCGUCCUCUGGUUGCCCCGAGGGACCUCAGCGCCCCCGCCACGGGGAUCAGGACACAUUGGGAACCUGGGAUCUGUUUGGCGGGUCUAUUUAUCAAGCCCUAGAACCAGGUGGUCCAGGCACCUCACUGAUCUAAGAACAUGAGUGGAGAGAAGGAAGAGGCAUCGUUCAGAAUGUUCGGGGCUUAUGGCCAGCCUUACUCUUCUUCCUCUCCCAGUGAAGAAGUCCUCUCAUUGCUCAGAGCAAUUCCCCCCAUUCCAGAUGAAGUUGUGGUCAGACAGAAGAGGGCCCCACAGGGCUCCUGGAAGGUUGGCACACUCCUCCAUGGAAAGAGAGUCUACGCAGUGGCCGUCAGUGGCUCAACCCACCACGUGUACACGUGUGGCUCCGGCUACAUCAGGGUAUGGGAUGAGAGUGUGCUGCAUGCGGGGGACAAGGCCCCUCGGGCCCAGCUGGACUUGCAGCAUCCCCAGGACCGUGUUGUUACCUGCAAGCUGUUCCCUGAUGAGCGGAGCCUGAUCACAGGGGGUGCGUCCCAGGCCGUGACUCUCUGGGACUUGGCACCCACCCCCCAGGUCAGGGCACGGCUGACCUCAACAGGCCCUACGUGCUAUUCUCUGGCUGUCUCCUCUGAUGCCCGUAUCUGUUUGGCUUGUUUCCAUGGAUUUGUUGAGAUUUGGGAUUUGCAGAACCAAAUCUUGAUCAGGAAGCACGAAGUUCCUGUAUACGGGUCCCGAUGUGUGGACAUCACCGGCAAUAUAUUCUGGACAGGAGGUGAAGACACCACCCUGUAUUCCUGGGACCUGAGGAGCUACCAGAGGCUGCACCAACACAACUUACAGAAUGAGAUCCUCAGCAUUACCCAUGACCCCGGUGAAGAAUGGGUAUUGGCGGGCCUGAGAACAGGUGAUAUCGCAUUCCUUCACACUCGUCGGAAUGAGCAGUUUAAGGCUGUCAUGAAAAAAUACACGCGCCACCACAGCCUCAAGUUUGCCUCCUGUGGGAGCUAUUUUGUGACCGCAAUAGAUACGCGCCUCAGUGGCUUGGAGGCACCUUCUCUACAAAAGUUGUUUCAGAUAGAGGAGUCUUCAGGUAUCCUGUGCUGUGACGUGUCCUCUGACAACCAGUAUCUGGUCAUGGGCUCCAAUAGCAGUGCUACCAUCUACCAGCUCUUGUAUUAAAGGUGGCAUGCCAUGGUCCUGCCAGUGAAGACCCAGUCUUUGGGCUGGUGUGGCUGUGAGGAUGGCUUCAGAGUGCUGGACACCUCUAACACCUGCCAUCCCCUCUGCCUUAGCUUGGGUCAUCCCUCCCCUCUAGUAGCCCGCUCUCAGCCUGCACUCCCAGAUUUUAAUCAGAUGGUUUGGAGCUUUUUCCUUUGUUAUCUUCCUAACACUGAUUUCUGGGUUUUGGCAGGAAACUUGAGAUCCUUUUGUAAUGAAUAAAAUAGUAAAGCAGAAAGCAAA